UAGACAGGAUGGAGUGCGCUCUCUCAAAUGCGCCCAAAUGGGGGUAAAACGUUUACUGCCAAACCCAAAACAAGUGUCGGGGUUUUCUACCGGCCAUGUACAAUCAACUGGAGUAUAUUGUGAUUACAAUUUGGCGGCGUCUAGUCAGAAAUCCCGUGUAGGAUGUUGGUUUCGGGCGUUUUGGAAUACAAGGUAUAAUGUUUGUACCUUUCUUUAUAGUAGUGGUGAAAUCCACGGAAUAUUCCACAUUGGAACAGCUGACGAUAAUGCCGCACCGAAAAUAUGAACGAGAUAUGAAGAAUUACAAGGAUAAAUAUAAUUAAAUGAAAUGCUUGCUAAUUGACAAAUCAGGCCCACUUCAUUUUAUUCCACAGAUAACGAUCCCGUGCAAGGACUUCUGUCGGUAAAGACAGAGGUUAGACGCCACAAGUGCCUCCAGCACCCCCCUGCUCUCCUUUUCGUCGGUCCCCACGACGUCACCAAUGCGACCAUGGGAAAUAGCAGUGACUAGGCGGCCACCGACAGCCCCCUUGAACCAGAGGAGGUUCCUAGGAGAGCCCUGCAACACCCCAGUGCACCUCAGGAGAAGCCCGCCAGUGAGACGACAGUGGGGGAGUCGAGACCGACCGGUCGCACUGCACGACUCCUCGCUCCAGGAUGAGAACUUCCACCACCCUCUCUUCUCCCAGCAACAUCAGCGGGUUCUUUUAGAUGAGGCCAGACAGUACAGCCACGCCAGUGCCCCGCCACGCAUGCUCCACCCUGCCGCACACCCACCUCGGCAUCAACAGUGCCCCAUCAUGGUGGAUGUACACGACCAGAUGCACCAGGAAUCCGUUCCGAUCUCUUACACUGUUACCACGGUGACGACGCACGGUUUCCCCAUCCACACCGGGCAACCUCUCCCAGGGUGCAACAGUCAGCAGCUCCCAGCAUGCUCGGUAAUGUUCAGCGGACAGCUCUCUCUGCUCUGCUGCCUUCCUCCUCCUCUCAUCCAAGCCUGUACAAUGCAGCAUUUGCCAGUGUCUUACCAAGCUUUCCCACCCCUGAUCUCCAGCGAACAUUUUAUAUUACACCCCAACCCCCCGGGGCCGCCACCCCACCAGCCUCCUCACCUCACUCCUCUCAGCCAGUUCCUCCCUCUCCAGAGGCAGCACCCACGCAUGCCUCUCCAUAGGGUAGAGAAUGAAGUGGACCUCAGGGGGGACCAGCAUCCAUUAGGAACGUUCUCUUACCCUGCCUCGAGUCACCACCACCCAUCAGCGAUGCCUCCCUCUGUCCCCCUCCAGUACCUCCCUCAGGAGCCUCUGCACCAGGAGAUGCCCUCCUUCUCAGUGCCAUACCCCCACAUGCUGCCGCGACGUGUCAGUGGUCACAGGUACCGGUUACAGCAGCCCCUGCCCCCCCCGCCGCCGCCACCACCCUACUACCCAGGCUUCCUGCCCUACUUCCUGUCGAUGCUUCCUGUGCCUCCUACAGCAGUGGGACCAGCCAUCAGUCUGGACCUGGAUGGAGAUGACGUGGAGAUGGAGAACUACGAGGCAUUACUGAACCUGGCUGAAAGGCUGGGAGAGGCUAAACCACGAGGAAUCACCAAGGCAGACAUCGAGCAGCUUCCAUCCUACAGGUUCAACCUCGACAACCAUCAAUCUGAACAAACGCUGUGUGUGGUGUGCUUUAGUGACUUCGAGUGUCGGCAGCUGCUGAGGGUAUUACCCUGCAACCACGAGUUCCACGCCAAGUGUGUCGACAAAUGGUUAAAGACUAAUCGCACUUGUCCAAUUUGCCGGGCGGACGCGUCAGAGGUGCACCGCGAGGUGGAGUGACUGAUACCCAGGCUUUGAGAUCUUUGAUUGGAAAGCAGCACAAAACGAAACCCACUGGAGCCUGUCUGUCUUAGCGCCUGCCUCGGCCUCAACCUGCCCGGGGCCUUCUGCCACCUACCCUGCCUGCUUCCUGCGGCCUCCUGCCACCACUCCUGCCUGCUUCCUGCGGCCUCCUGCCACCUACCCUGCCUGCGGCCUCCUGCCACCUACCCUGCCUGCGGCCUCCUG
Molecule: messenger RNA, 2054 nt
Organism: Oncorhynchus mykiss (rainbow trout)
Lineage: Eukaryota; Metazoa; Chordata; Actinopteri; Salmoniformes; Salmonidae
Product: RING finger protein 44
Biological process (GO): protein ubiquitination
Molecular function (GO): ubiquitin protein ligase activity
Source: RefSeq, a predicted model, not a curated record